AUGUCAACUCUUAAAACUAUCCUCCUCCUUACUUUCUUCUCUGUUGCAUCCCCUCUCAUCGCUAAUGCAAGCGACCCCGAUAUUAUCACAGACUUCAUCAUCCCUCAAAACCUAACCCUCCCUAUGAUCCUGGAAAGUGGAAACCUCUUCACUUUCAGUGGCCUGCGCAUUUUAUUUGAUGAUAAUACCCCAGAACCUGAUUCCUUCACUGUAUAUAAAGCCUCUGCCUCUGAAUUCCCUGCACUUCUCAGCCAAAGUGUUUCCUUUGCUGUCCUUUUCUUCCCUUUGGAAACUGUAAACCCUCCACAUAUUCACCCGAGAUCUGCUGAGUUACUGCUCUUGAUCAAUGGAAUGUUGGAUGUAGGUUUUGUGGACACACAGAAUAAUUUAUAUACUCAAACUUUGCAGCCUGGAGAUAUGUUUGUGUUUCCUAAAGGAUUGGUCCAUUUUCAGACUUGUAGAGGGAAAGAACCAGCAAUUGCUGUGUCGGGUUUCGGGAGUGCCAAUGCAGGGACCGUGUCGAUUCCUAAAUCAGCGUUUGGUUCAGGGAUUGAUGAUGAGGUGAUAGCGAAGUCGUUGAAAACUGAUGUGUCUAUAGUGCAGAAGAUUAAGGCUGGGUUUUGAUAUUGUUUAAUUGAUAGAAUAUUAAUAAGUUAGGUAAUGUGUGGUUGUGUUUCUAAGCCCGUAAGUGGCCUUUUUCAUGU
This is a messenger RNA of Asparagus officinalis (garden asparagus), 704 nucleotides long. Its product is annotated as putative germin-like protein 9-2. NCBI's taxonomy places the organism in Eukaryota, Viridiplantae, Streptophyta, Magnoliopsida, Asparagales, Asparagaceae. The record is from RefSeq and is a predicted model, not a curated record. Gene Ontology annotation, cellular component: cell wall. Gene Ontology annotation, molecular function: manganese ion binding.